AUGCGUUGGCGAGCUGCGCGAAGUACCGUUCUGCGAGUUGCAAUAUUGCCUCUGGCAAGGUGCCGGCUCACGGCCCAGUCUGCCUCCGUCUGGUUGCGCAUCUGCUCGCGCCAAACCGGGGCGCUGAAAGAAUUUGGGCUAAAACAUUCGCGCCUGCUUGGAGCAAAACGGGUCCCAAAAAGCGCGCGAAACCCUAUUAGUUCCUCCUGCAAAAGCCUCAUCCGCCUGGCCCGCCACCGUUUCAUUGCUCAACCCGCUGCGCGGUGCCCAGGAUGGGCCCCACACUCCGCAAAGCUGCGGAAGCUGCGGAAGCUGCGGAAGCCGCGCCCGGGGUGCGGGUGGUCGCGCCACGCGCCGGCAGGCGUAGCCGCCGAGGGUAAAAAACGCCACCCCGCCCCGCGACGCCUGAAAACAACGCCGCCCAAUGCUCCGCAGAAGCCGUCGUCGGCCUGCCGGAGCACGAAUUGGCAGGCUAGCGUCUCCUGCUGCGCCCCCGCGAGGCGCUGA
Molecule: messenger RNA, 507 nt
Organism: Trypanosoma rangeli
Lineage: Eukaryota; Euglenozoa; Kinetoplastea; Trypanosomatida; Trypanosomatidae
Exons: 1
Coding region: 1-507 (168 amino acids)
Source: RefSeq, a predicted model, not a curated record